Messenger RNA from Vigna umbellata (rice bean), 1216 nucleotides. NCBI's taxonomy places the organism in Eukaryota, Viridiplantae, Streptophyta, Magnoliopsida, Fabales, Fabaceae. The record is from RefSeq and is a predicted model, not a curated record.
UAUUUUCCUAAUUCACGACCACCGUCUCUUUCAGCAAUAUGUUAAAGGUAUAUCUGCAACUGGGAUGCAAUCUAACUAUGGUUUUGAUGGUCAACUCAAUGCAUGUUGGACACAUAAAAUGACUGAUGAUGAGAUUGAGGUGAUCAAAUCUGCCAGUUUUCUUGUUUCAAUCAUCCAUGGCAGGCAUGACAUAAUUGCUCAGAUAUAUUAUGCAAAAAGACUUGCUCAGAGGCUUUAUCCAGUGGCUAGAAUGGUAGAUCUUCAUGGAGGUCAUCUAGUAAGUCAUGAGCGGCCUGAAGAGGUUAAUCAAGCACUAUUUGACUUGAUCAAAGCAUCAGAAGUGAAUAUGAACCCACAUGAUUGGACUAAUUUGCCAAAGAAACAGUCUUGGUGGAAAGAGAAAAGGGUGUUGAUUAUAACAAACAAUCAGGCUGGAAGGAAUGACUCCCUUAAAUGCCACGUGUUAGAAAAACUGCAUAUCUUCCUAUUGUACUUCUUUGGUCUCCUUAUGUUAGCAUUUGAAUAUGGAAGAAAGCUUCUAAGACGAUUAAAACCAGUUCGAGUUGGAGGUUCCACCUUAUAUACUGAAAGUCAAUGACUCUUGUUAUUGGGUGUGAUUUGUAUAAUUUGAUAUAUCCUGAAGCCAGAGAGAUCACAGCAAACUGAGUCUCAUGCUUUCAGCAAACUGAAUUUCAAAGAGCCAGAAAGCACAAACGAGAAUCAUGGAAUUCUGCAAUUUGAGGCAUGGCACUAAAAUAUCCCUUUAUUAGCAAGAUGAAUUCCAUGUGCUUCCCAGAGCCAAUAAAGGGGAUGGACAUCCACUUUCCUUUUUGUACACUCUAGUGUAAUAUAAUUGAUCGAAUCUAACCCCGCAAAUUCUGCUCCGUAUCAGUUUUUGCUUAAUAUAUUAAAAUAAAACCUAUAGAAACCAAAUCACACGAAAAAGUAGUAAGAUGAUAUGCAUUCUUUUACCACAUGAUUUAAACGAAUCACGGGAUUGUCUAACUCUUGGGCCUCUUAGCAAACCUCAAUUGAUUUUCAUAGUUGUUCACAACAUCCAUGUCCUUUAUUUUUGCUUUUUAUAGAAUGUUUGGUUGAAUUCAGGAUAGAGAAAAUCUGUAGGAUAAUUUUAAUUGGUACGUUUGGUGGUACAGUGAUUAACAGGGAAGGAGAAUUAAAAACUAGGUGGAUUUUAUUAAUAUUUUUUUCUUAUUCA